Aspergillus fischeri NRRL 181 is the source of this 1512-nucleotide messenger RNA. RefSeq names its product cytochrome P450. The record is from RefSeq and is a predicted model, not a curated record. The coding region runs from base 1 to 1512 and encodes 503 amino acids. NCBI's taxonomy places the organism in Eukaryota, Fungi, Ascomycota, Eurotiomycetes, Eurotiales, Aspergillaceae. Gene Ontology annotation, molecular function: oxidoreductase activity, acting on paired donors, with incorporation or reduction of molecular oxygen; heme binding; monooxygenase activity. The transcript has 3 exons.
AUGCUGGCCCCUCAUGUUUGGCUCAUUGGGACUCUCUGGUUUUUGGUAUAUUUCCUUGGGAGACGAGUCUACCAAUGGAAUCGUUUGCGGCACAUUGAAGGGCCCCCAGGAACCGGGUGGACAAAGUUGUGGUUGCUAAGACAGGCUUGGUCUGGCAGGCUCUGUGACAGCCUCUAUAAUGCUUGUAGAGAAUAUGGUCCCCUCGUCCGCAUCGGCCCUAAGUGGGUGCUGUGCGGUGAUCCCGCUGAGAUCCGCCGAAUAUGGGGAAUCAACUCGGGCUAUCACCGCUCAGAUUGGUACAAGGCUGUCCGUCUGAACAGCGAGGUGGAUAAUGUCUUGUCGGUCAUUGAUAAUAAGGAGCAUCACCGGCUCCGAAGCCACCUCAUGCCAGGGUACGGAGGCAAGGGGAUCGCAAAUGAGGAACAGCUUGUCGACCAACAGAUCACAAAGCUCGUAGCACUAAUCGAGCAGCGAUAUAUCUCCACCCAGACAGACUUGCGACCAUGCGAUCUAGCUCGAACGAUGCAGUACCUGACGCAGGAUGUCAUCACGGCCGUCGGAUUUGGCAAACCAGCGGGCUACUUGGAGGCGAAUAGCGAUAUACAUGGGAUCCUAGAAACGUCCGAGGCUCUCCACAGACCCGUCCAUAUGGUCACCCUGCUCCCGACCCUCAGAAAGAUCCUCGAAAGCCGUCUGCUGAAACCAUUUCACCCCAAGCCCCAUGACCAGAGCGGAGUUGGCCGGUUCCUCGGUCACAUCAAGGACCUUGUUGACGAGCGAUACGAUGACCUAAAAACUAAUCAUACUGAUAUCCUCCAGUCCUUCAUCAACUCCGGUUUGAGCAGACCCCAAGUCGAGUCAGAAGCGCUUGUGACCGUCUUUGGCGGGACGGACACCACGUCCACUGCCCUGAGGAAUAUUAUCUUCUACUUGUCGACCACCCCUCGAGCAUACCGUGCACUUCAAUCCGAGAUUGACGAUGCUGUAAAGACCGUGGCACGCCCGGUGAUCAGAGACGCCGAGGCCAAAGCCCUUCCCUACCUCCAGGCGUGCAUCAAGGAAGGUCUAAGGAUAUUCCCACCCAGUAUGGGCCUUAUGGGCAAGGUGUGUCCGCGUGAUGAUACGAUCUGUGGCAUAAAGGUCCCUGCAAAUACCCAAGUCGCUUGGUCGGCGCUGGCCAUUAUGAGGAAUAGAACUAUCUUUGGGGACGAUGCAGACGUGUAUGAGCCGCAACGCUGGAUUGAUGCACCAGUGGAAAAGAGAAAGGAGAUGGAUGCCUCAUACGGAUUGGUAUUUGCGACUGGAACAAGGUGGGAGUGCUUGGGGAAACGGCUUGCGUACAUAGAGCUGGGAAAGACGAUCUUCGAGCUCUUUCGGCGGUUCGAUUUCGCCAUGGUCGAUCCGGUUGAGCCUUUUCGGUGGGCUAACCAUGGGCUGACAGCGCAUUUUGGUAUGAAUGUGAGGAUCACGGAGCGGGAGGCAGGGGGCGAUGUGGGAGUAUUUAGACUGUAG